AUGGAUAGUGAGAUGUCAAGGGGCACGCUUUCGGUGACAAAGAAGUUGAUCCAGGACUACGAUUUGAGCCACACACCGAGAGAGAAACCUCCCAUGGACGCACACGACGUGCUUGAGAUCAUACAAACAACACUCACGACCGUCGAGAAGAUGUUCCAGGUAGGAAGGUACCGCAUACAGACAUGCUUCUUCCUUCAAGGGGGGUUCAUCACCGCAAACCGACCAGACGCUCUCCUCAAGUUGCGCUAUCGAGAUAUUAAGGUCAGCAUAGAUCGAGAUCCAAACGGCGGUCCACACAACAUCGUGUUAGAAUGGACAUACGAAUUCACCAAAUCGUUCCUAGGGCCCAAAGCAGCGAACACAUUCAUUAUCCCGGAAAUUAUCUUCGAUCCCUCUUUAAUCCUGAGUCCUCAUGUUUUCUUGCUUGGCUUGAUGUUUGCUGACAAAGUCUUCUCGAUCAGUGAGCUGACUCCGGAGAACCUAUUUACGCUUGACAUUCCACCCGGGUGCUACUCACUCGAGGUGCCUAUCAGAGAAGAAGUAGCUGACCUCUGCGUCUUUCGUCGAUACAAGCAAACAGCAACAGAACGCACAAUAAGUAGCGAACGACUGCCGUACCAUACUCUCAAAAAGCACAUGCAGGAUGUCGGUGAAAUCACAGGGUUCAAAGACGUGGCGAGACCGUACUGUCUCCGAUAUGGAGCAGCCAAUGCUUUCGAUAAGGACGGCAACACUAGCGUCGACUUGCGAAAUAUGAUCAUGAAGCACGCCAAUACAGAUGUGUUUCUGAAUCAUUACCUAUCCACACGAAUUACCACAGAUGCACAAGCCGUUGUACGAGGCUUAGCGCCUCAAAAAGAGCUUAUACAGGCGGCAUGCAGAAUGAGCCGAAAGAUCGACCCGAGGCGACCUCGUUUUCUUACGGAGGAGCAAAAACGGUCUGUUCUAGAACACCCGCGAAUCAAACAACUGCUUCUACAGCAGAAAAGAUUGAUGAAGCAUUCACCAGACUACAAGGAGGUCCAGAAGAAGAUCCGUAACGAAAAGCAGCACUUGAUGUACGAUCUCAGGAAAAAAAUCAGGAACGGAUACGACAAAGCGCAAGCAGAGAAAGACAUACAGCUACAACUCUCUGGUGGAAUGUUCACGGAAAAGAUCAAGACCGAUUUAAGGCGGUCUUCUCAACACACGGAGAAACAUAUGAAGUUGAUUGAGGCAAUGUUGUCGUUGCCUGGGCCGUCUCGUCCGGAAGAGAAUGAAAGACGAACUGUCCACAAACCCUCGUACUACAUACCGUUUCCGAAGAACCGAUACUUCGUCGGAAGGAGAGAAGAGCUCGAGAUACUCAAUCAGACGCUGCUGGAGGGGACAGGCUGCCAAAAGAUGUCAAUUGUGGGACUCGGUGGGGCUGGAAAGACACAGCUAGCCUUGCGGUUUGCAUAUACAGUCAGAGAGACCAUGUCAGCCGUUUCGAUCUUCUGGAUGCCUGCACUCAGCAUGGAGAGCUAUGAGCAAGCUUGUGUGGCUGUUGCUGCUGCUUUGCACAUCAGUCAGGCGGAGACGGGCGAAGAUAAUGCAAAAGAGCUGGUGAAAGAGCAUCUGAGUGCGGAUCAGGCUGGGCCGUGGCUGCUUGUGCUCGAUAAUGCAGAUGACCACGACAUCUUGUAUGGGACCGAGCAUGCUGCGGGCAUCAUCGACUACCUACCAGAGAGCGACAAGGGCAUGACCGUGUUCACCACAAGGGUACAAGAGCUAGCCGUGUCGUUGACACGAGGUGACGUUCUAGAGCUGGGGUCUAUGAGCAGACUAGAUGCCACGAACUUCUUGGAGAAGUCUUUGAUUAAAAAAAACCUCACGAAGGAACGCGAAGAGAUGGAAGAGCUAUUAGACGAGUUAGCGUGCCUCCCUUUGGCCAUCGCCCAGGCUGCCGCGUACCUGAACAUGAACAGAACAACUACUACAAGGUAUCUUCGGUUGCUGAGACACACAGAGCAAGACACUAUCAGUCUGAUGAGCAAAGAGUUCCGCGACCAAACACGCUACAAGGACUCAGCGAACGCAGUGGCCUCGACCGUUUGUUACGUGUAUCUUGAAGAUUGCGUCGACUGUCCGCGCCGUACUCGCAAGGACGAGUGGCUUUCAUGGUGUCUCGCAGCUAAGACACCGAGGGAGGAGAAGAGAGCGUCUGGUAUGAGUACAUGCAUGAUUGCACAGCUGCGGUCCUGCAAGUGGCUUACUCGCGGAUGGACAUUGCAAGAGCUCAUCGCUCCUGAACGCAUGACUUUUUUUGACAAAAAUUGGGUCACUCUUUACGACCGCUCCGAGAUUCAGCAUACACUUCAUGAUAUUACUGGAAUCGCGAGAGGACUUUUCAACCGUGAAGAGAUCUUCUUCGAAUGUUAUAAAGACCCUGUGAAGGAUUUGCAAAAGCGUCUGCGGCAGCUUUCCGUCGUGGAGAAGAUGUCUUGGGCUAGUUCAAGGCAAACUACACGCAGCGAAGAUAUUGCGUACAGCCUACUUGGUAUCUUUGGUGUGAAUCUUCCUUUACUGUACGGUGAAGGCGAACGGGCGUUCAGUCGAUUGCAAGAUGCGAUAAUGAAGGUCAACGUUGACCAGACAAUUCUUGCGUGGGAAUGUAAUGUUCCUGCGUGGAGUGACACAAUAAUAUAUAAGGACAUGCUGUUGGCUCCAGACCCAGUGCACUUCGGUUGGUGGAGAUCCUUCAAAAGGAAUGCAAUAAAGACAGCACUUUCUAUCAACGAGCCAUCCAUCACAGGGUCGAUGGAGUUUCCAGAAAGCUUUGAGCUCACAAAUGCAGGGCUUCAGAUCUCGCUUCGCUGCCUGGAUGCCUCUACUGUACGACGCACAGCUGUGCGACUUUUCAGCACAGGUUUAGAAGAAAGCAAUAACCCUACUCUGGGCCAGGCUUCAAAAACCGAGGAGCACGAUGAACAUGGCGUUGAUGAGGAAAACGAGAAUCGGUCAUGCGAGAACAUUGGCUUGGAGGGAAACAGUGGACUUGACCAUAACAGCACAAGCAGCGGCGUCAAGGAUGGUAAUGGCACAACUAACAGUGACCAUGAUGAAGCACGCCGCAGCCUUGAGACCAGUGUUAGCUGUGCACUUCUGGACUGUGAGCUCGAGCUCGGCGGGGCGGCGUACGCGAUCGCAAUUCAACUCCAGCAUAUCCAAGCGGGCGACCGUUACAAGGCUUCAGCAGCCGUCGACGAAAAUCUUUUCAGACAUGGUGGCGAUCCGCACCGCUUACUGUUUGUGAAGGCGGAAGCGGUCGAAGUUACUAAGCGUCGAGCUAUGUUAAUUCGGCACGAUUAUACAGCUUGGUACUUGUAG
Molecule: messenger RNA, 3351 nt
Organism: Alternaria atra
Lineage: Eukaryota; Fungi; Ascomycota; Dothideomycetes; Pleosporales; Pleosporaceae
Exons: 6
Coding region: 1-3351 (1116 amino acids)
Molecular function (GO): ADP binding
Source: RefSeq, a predicted model, not a curated record